AUCAUGGAUAAUUUAAAGUUUAACGCGAUGGGUUCCGACGACAAUAACUGGCGAACCCAAAGUGUUAGACAAACGGUUGUAUCAAAGAUUGAAGAGGUCAUCCAGAGGUCGGGUAUGCAGGUUGCUCGAAACAGCAGUGAAAUGGAGAAUCAUGUCUUCAUGAAAGCGAAGAAUCGUGAAGAGUACAUGAACAUGGUUGCCAAGCUCAUCUUGCAUGUUAGGGAAAUGUCGCAACCAAAACAAAACCAAGUUGCACCUAACAUGCAAGGUCCGAAUCAAACUCAGCCGGGUCCCAGUAACCAAGUCCAAGCUCAGCAAGUUCCAACACCUCAAGGACCCAACAGCCAGCCCGGUAUGGCUACAGACCCUAUUAAUGCAUUACAGAACAUGGCCACACAGGGUACAAGGAACCAAAUGAUGACUAUGGGCCAGGGGCAGAUGCAACAAGGGGUGUUAGGUCCCAAUCCGGGCAUGGCUGGAAUGCAGGGGCAGAUGAGCCAACAGGGUCCGAUUGUAUCUCAAGGUCCACAAGCUCAAACAGCGACAAAUUUGUUGCAAACAUUAAAUCAAAGACCACAGAUUAAUAUGCAGCUGCAAAAUAAACUUGGCAUGGUCGCUAAUCAGGGACAAAUGGGUGCUAACAUGGUCGGGGGGAUGGGAAUGGGAAAUACCCUGGGUAGUCAGCUACAGAACCAGCUGAGUGCCUCCGGGAUGCAGGGGCAGAUGAUCUCAAACAUGUCAAUGUCUAAUACAAUGCAAGUUCCGAUGUCCGGAGCUAACACCAUGGUGGGGCAGAUGCAGUGUAAUCAAGUCGUCGGAGGCAUGGGCGGUCAAAUGCCCCCUAAUCAAAUUCAAGGACAAAUACCGAACCAAAUGGUUGGAACCCCAUGCAUGGGCAGUAACCAGCUAGUCAAUAUGAACAUGCUACAAAUGCAUCGUAAUCCUGGCAAGGAGGUGAUGGGAGCGGGGUACGCUCCCCGUCCACCUCACAAUCAGUUCUUAAGACAGAGUCCAUCACCGUCCGCUUCAUCACCCAACAUGCCCGGACCGAGUCCAGUCUCUAUGGGUGGUGGGGUGUUAAGUGGGGCGCUGUCGUCCCCCCUCUCCGGUCUGGGUGGGUUGGGAGCUUGCAGCGGCGGUAGUCCUUCGCCUUCAGCCAGCCACCAUCUUGGACACCAUCCACCGACACAGCAACGAGUGAAUUUGGGCAUGGUGGCGUCACCGUCGUCCCUGAACACGCCCGCGGGGGCGGGCGGCGCGGGCGGCGCGUCCCCGGGCGGCGAGGACGCCGCCUACCGCGAGAAGGUCCGCCAGCUGUCCAAAUACAUCGAGCCGCUUCGGAGGAUGGUCAUGCGUAUGGUCAGCGAGGGUGAAAAUGUGGAAAAACUGACCAAAAUGAAAAAUCUUUUGGACAUUCUGUCUAACCCGAACAAAAGGAUGCCUCUAGAAACUUUGAUCAAGUGCGAGGUGGUGCUGGAAAAGCUCGAUUUUAAGCGAAGCGAAGGCGUUGGGUUGGGACUGGGGCUACCCACUACUGGCAAGGAGCAAAUCUUCAAUCCACUACUGGAAGUGGUGAACAAUUGUCUGAUGUCGCCCUUGGCCAACCACACCCUGAAACGUACCUUUGGUUCUACCCUCAACGCUUUGAAUGGGCCUGAAAUCAAGAAUUUACCACCACCACCUCAGAAAAUUCCAAAGAUGGAUGAGCCAAAUCUGGAAAUUCCUGAUGUAUUGCAAGGUGAAAUUGCACGAUUAGAUUCAAGGUUUAAGGUGUCGCUGGAGACGAUGCAGCUGUCGGGCGGCGGCGGCGCCAUCUCGCUCAUCGCGCAGCUGGACGACGUGCGGCUGCCGUGCGUGCCCGCCGUGCACGUGGCCGUGCCGCGCGACUACCCGCGCGCCGCGCCCUCCCGCCUGCGCCCGCGCUCCAGCGGCGGCGCCCCGCACGCCAGCGCCCCGCACGGCAGCGCCCCGCACGGCGGCGCCCCGCACGCUGCGCCCAACGCCUCCACGUCGAGCGACUGCUUCCUCGCGAGGGUGGAAAAAGCUAUGGACGCACGCUGCGCGCGGUUACCGAAGAGCUGCUCCGUGGGUCAACUCUUGGAUGCGUGGGAGAUGAGCGUGAGGCAGGCUUGCGCCCCUAGCCCCGUCGCCUACGCUCCCGUGCCAGCCCUAGGCCUUUAA
Messenger RNA from Melitaea cinxia (Glanville fritillary), 2181 nucleotides. RefSeq names its product mediator of RNA polymerase II transcription subunit 15 (gene MED15). Lineage: Eukaryota; Metazoa; Arthropoda; Insecta; Lepidoptera; Nymphalidae. Gene Ontology annotation, molecular function: transcription coregulator activity. The transcript is spliced from 11 exons. Gene Ontology annotation, biological process: regulation of DNA-templated transcription. Bases 4 to 2181 code for a protein of 725 amino acids. The record is from RefSeq and is a predicted model, not a curated record.